Molecule: messenger RNA, 2340 nt
Organism: Beauveria bassiana ARSEF 2860
Lineage: Eukaryota; Fungi; Ascomycota; Sordariomycetes; Hypocreales; Cordycipitaceae
Product: pre-mRNA-splicing factor cef-1
Exons: 2
Coding region: 1-2340 (779 amino acids)
Biological process (GO): mRNA splicing, via spliceosome
Cellular component (GO): Prp19 complex; spliceosomal complex
Source: RefSeq, a predicted model, not a curated record
AUGCCCGUCGUCAAGGGUGGUGUGUGGACCAACAUCGAGGAUGAGAUCCUCAAGGCUGCCGUCUCCAAAUAUGGCCUGAACCAAUGGGCCCGCGUGUCUUCGCUGCUCGCGCGCAAGACACCCAAGCAGUGCAAAGCUCGAUGGAACGAGUGGCUCGACCCCAGCAUCAAAAAGAUCGAAUGGAGCAAAGACGAAGAUGAAAAGCUUCUGCAUCUCGCCAAGAUUAUGCCCACCCAGUGGCGCACUAUCGCUCCCAUCGUCGGUCGCACCGCCAACCAAUGCCUCGAGCGAUACCAAAAGCUGCUCGACGAGGCCGAAUCCCGCGAAUCAUCCGCACUUGGAUUGAUGGGCCCUGAUGGCGGCGAAACCCAGGCGCCCAGCGCUGAUGAUGUUCGGCGACUGCGACCCGGCGAGCUGGACCCCGACCCCGAAUCUAAACCUGCUCGACCAGACACCAUUGACCUCGAUGAAGACGAAAAGGAAAUGCUGAGCGAGGCCAGAGCCCGUCUUGCCAAUACACAGGGCAAAAAGGCCAAGAGAAAGGCUCGAGAGCGUCAGCAGGAAGAGUCACGACGAAUGGCAACCCUGCAAAAGAGACGCGAGCUUAAGACGGCCGGUAUCAAUAUCAAGGUCACGACACGCAAGAAGGGCGAAAUGGAUUAUAAUGCCGAUAUUCCAUUCGAGAAAAAGGCAGUUCCCGGGUUCUAUGAUACGACAGACGAGAAGAACCUCAACGAGGCACAGCUCAGAGCUUUCGAUCCUCAAAAGCAGCUCGCUGGCAAGCGCAAGGGUGACGAAGGCGAAGACGGCGAGAGAAAAAAGCGAAAAGGCGACAAGGAGACUCCAUCUGAUACACAAAAAGCUGCUAUCAAGGCCGGUCAAAUGCAAAAAAUACGAGAAGCAGAGCAGCUCAGCAAGCGACGCGCACUGAAUCUGCCUGCGCCCCAGGUCAGCGAAGGCGAACUCGAGGAUAUUGUCAAAAUGGGCAAAAUGGGUGAGGCUGCCAAUACCAGAGCCCGGCAAAGCGAAAAUGAUGCCACGCGUGGUUUUGUCAACACAUACUCUACUCUAAAUAGCGAAACACCGAUCCGCACACCCAGAGCGCCCGAGCAGGAAGAUCACAUUGCAAACGAAAUUCGAAACAUUCGAGCGCUGAACGAUACCAAGUCUGCCCUCCUUGGCGGGGAAAACACUCCUCUCUACGAAGGAGCGAGCUCGACUGGAUUUGACGGCAUUGCUCCCAGAAAACAGACGACAGCCACGCCUAACCCAAUGGCUACGCCAAUGGCAACCAACGGUGUCGGCGCCACUCCUGGUCGCCACGGCCAAACACCAAUGAGGACUCCUCGUGAUACGUUUGCGCUGAAUCGUGACAGUGGAAUGUCAGUUGCUUCGGCGACACCACAAGAUAUCAGAAACCGAGAACAAUCUAUGCGCCAUCAGCUGCGAUCGGGCCUGGCCGCGCUACCCAGGCCCAAGGAUAUGGACUUUGAGCUGGAGCUUCCUGAAGAGCAACCCGAGCUCAUGACUGCAGAGGAGCGACAAGAAGAUGCUGCAGAUCGAGAUCGUCGAGCACGGGAACGACAGGCAGCCAUCGAGGAGCUUGAACGUCGACGCAGGACGCAAGUCAUGCAACGUGACCUUCCACGAGCACUUGUCGUCGAUGUAUCGGCUUUGCUGAAAAACGCUAGCAGUCUAGAAGACGAAGCCGAGUCGCUAAUUGCUCAGGAAGCAGCUGUUUUGAUAGCCAAUGACGCGACUCAGUUCCCUCUGCCCGGAUCACAGGUCAAGGGAGCUGCGAAGCCGCUCCCUCACAUUGAUGAUGACGCGCUGGCUGAUGCGCGUCUUCUCAUAAUGUCGGAGACGAAGAAGCUGCCAAGUUUCGAGAGCAUUCAGGCCGCCUUUGCUGGUCGUGCCGCCGAUGAUACCCUGUUGGGACUUGGCUGCUACGCCGACGCUGACGAGGAAGAGCAACAAAACGCCAUGAGAGCUUCUUUCCACAUUUGCGAGGACUCGAUCAUGUCUCUGGCCGAACACGGAGCCAAGCUUGAAAAGAAGCUGAGCCUCCAUCUUGGAGGUUACCAAAAACGCCAAAAGAUGCUCAAGGAUAAGACGGCCGAAGCGGCUGAAGCGCUGGAAAAGGCGCGCAUUGCGCUGAGCGGAUUCAAGACGCUAGCCAUCUCGGAGGAUGUCGCCAUUAACAGACGCCUCGAGUCCCUCCGGGAGGAGGUGGCCUUUGUCAGUCGUCGCGAGCGUGAGGCGCAGGAUAAUUAUCGCAGGGCAAAGGACGAGCUCGACACGUUAAUUGCUGCACGAGGUGCGAACGGAUACCAUUAUUAA